AUGCAUCAUGCAGCGCGGAGCCGGCCGCUUUUGCUAUUAUUUUUUUUGCUGCUAGCAAGCACGGGCCGGGCAUCUUGGCACAUGCUACUUGAGUCUUGA
Messenger RNA from Colletotrichum orchidophilum, 99 nucleotides. RefSeq lists its product as uncharacterized. Bases 1 to 99 code for a protein of 32 amino acids. The transcript has a single exon. Lineage: Eukaryota; Fungi; Ascomycota; Sordariomycetes; Glomerellales; Glomerellaceae. The record is from RefSeq and is a predicted model, not a curated record.